GUCGUAACUCCUCGGCAUCGUCUGCAAACCCUGGUGAAAAUCAGAAUCAUACUAACAAAUCCCAAAAAGUACUAGUCUGCAUACAUAUUUUAGCAAUUUGAAAAACAUGUAACUUACCAAUGAUAUCCAUCUCGACGUGGCUGUUUUUCAAGUUUCAUUUUUUCUUUGCAUUUGCAUCGCAUUCUCCGGUGCAAAAGACCCUUCUUCUGCAUCCACAACACAAUCUUUCGUUUGUGCGAAAGGGUUUUAGGUUUUCGAAUUAAACACAAAAGUUCCUGCACUAAUCUGGACAUUUUAAUUCAACCAGAAACUCAUGGGUGCAGGCUCACUCCAAAUCCGUUCAAAAAGAAUCGGCUUUCCGUUUCGGAAUCACAAGACCACUCCAAAAGAUGAUGGCAAUUCAUUCCAUUGGCAUGCAUGACAAUGAUGUGUUUUCAUGCAUACUUUCAAUAAUCGAUACUUCGAGUAGUUACACUAUUAACUUGCAUCUCGUUGUUUCUUAAGAAUUGAGAAAAUUAAACCUGAAUCGGCUCCUUGAAAACAUGAAAGAAUCAGAGUCGAUUCGAAAUUGAACACUCCAAAACCCGGGAAGAAUGACGCAGGCACGUCACAAUCUACGCACGCAGCGGCAUUACCCGUCAUACUCUACGAGACAAAUCUGGACAAUCAUCGAACAUCGUGACUGAUUAAAUAUGAGCCGAAAGCGGGUGCGGAAAGAUACUAACGUUAAUUCCCCUGACAAUAUCACCGGUGAUGAUUCAACAUCAACGAAAAACGACACACCUGCUCCAACUUACACACAUGAGCUUGCAACACUUAAAAUACAGCUUCAAGCUGAAAAAGAAAAAGGGGACCUGAGAGAUGAAACCAUUGCGAUUCUGAAAACUGAUAAACAGUUCCUCCAAGAAGAGUUGGUAAAGAAAGAUAGCUUUAUCAGGGAACUGAUAAAGAAAAACGAAGAAAAGAAACCAGGCCUAAAAGCAUCAAAGAAAUCUCCACGGAUUGCCAUUUCUAGUUCAGAGGAGGUCAUUGAUUCUGAUGAGUCUUCAAGCCUUUCAGACUCCUCCCUUGAAGAGGUCAAGGUGAAGAAGAGAAAACACAAGCACAAAAAAAUAGCACUACCUCUAGCUGAUGCUAUUGGACACAACCUGAGGAACACCAGAGGCAUCAUUCGCAGAUACCUUGACACUCUAGAAGCCUUCAAGAAGGUGAAAUCCAUGAAAGCGGCAUUUGAUGCUAUUGGAGUGGACAGAAACACAAUUGCAAGAACUGCAAUUAUUGCAGAGCUGCAUCUGGCUGCACCUGAUGUUUUGAAGACUAUGGGCCAGUGGAACGACAAAACAGAGACACUGAGCAGAUUUAUUGAAAUGGACAGGUUUUGA
Messenger RNA from Puntigrus tetrazona (Sumatra barb), 1382 nucleotides. RefSeq lists its product as uncharacterized. The record is from RefSeq and is a predicted model, not a curated record. Gene Ontology annotation, cellular component: nucleoplasm. Bases 693 to 1382 code for a protein of 229 amino acids. The transcript has 6 exons. NCBI's taxonomy places the organism in Eukaryota, Metazoa, Chordata, Actinopteri, Cypriniformes, Cyprinidae.